Zingiber officinale is the source of this 516-nucleotide messenger RNA. RefSeq lists its product as uncharacterized. Bases 120 to 458 code for a protein of 112 amino acids. The transcript has 3 exons. Gene Ontology annotation, biological process: translation. Gene Ontology annotation, molecular function: structural constituent of ribosome. Lineage: Eukaryota; Viridiplantae; Streptophyta; Magnoliopsida; Zingiberales; Zingiberaceae. Gene Ontology annotation, cellular component: mitochondrial large ribosomal subunit. The record is from RefSeq and is a predicted model, not a curated record.
CUUAAUUUUUACCAACUCCACGGGCGUCAUUUGUAUUGGGUGAUUAAUUUUAGGUUCUACCCAUCAUCACAGGCGGUCUUCUUCGUCCCGGAAGAUAAACCCUAACGAUCUGGCCAGCAAUGUCUAUGACGGCGGCGACAGGGUUGCUUCGGCGGGCGUCGUCCCAUCUCGCUCGUGUACCUCGCCCUUUUCUUCCUUCCGUGUCAUUCGACAGGCUUCUCAUUCCGGAAUCGUCAGUGGGGGCGGGGCCUCUCCCUGGUUUUUCUUCUCCUAGCUCCAUGGAGCUCAUGGCCGUCCCAAAAAAAAAGGUUUCUCCUCAUAAAAGAGGACUUCGGAAUGGACCCAAGGCCCUAAAACCUGUUCCUGUGAUCGUUCGUUGCAAGAGUUGUGGGCGAGUUAAGUUACCACACUACUACUGUUGCAGUGGAGAUAAGGGAAACAAUAAUACAACAAAUUGAUGGAAUAAAUGCAACAUUGGACAGAGAAAACAGCUCAACUAAGAGCCUUUUUACUAGU